This is a messenger RNA of Thamnophis elegans (Western terrestrial garter snake), 759 nucleotides long. RefSeq lists its product as uncharacterized. Gene Ontology annotation, molecular function: antigen binding; immunoglobulin receptor binding. Gene Ontology annotation, biological process: defense response to bacterium; phagocytosis, recognition; positive regulation of B cell activation. The record is from RefSeq and is a predicted model, not a curated record. NCBI's taxonomy places the organism in Eukaryota, Metazoa, Chordata, Lepidosauria, Squamata, Natricidae. Gene Ontology annotation, cellular component: blood microparticle; immunoglobulin complex, circulating; external side of plasma membrane.
AUGGCCCUCUGGCUGAACCUCAUGUCCUUGUUAGUUGUCCUAAGAGGUGUCCAAUCUCAGGUUCAGUUGGUGGAAUCUGGAGGGGAUGUAAGAAGACCUGGGGAGUCCCUCCGACUCUCCUGCCAAGCCUCUGGAUUCACCUUCAGCAGCUAUGCGAUGUCUUGGGUGAGACAGGCUCCAGGGAAAGGACUGGAAUGGGUGGCACAUAUCUAUGGUGAUUCCAGUAAAACAUUCUACUCAGACAAAGUCAAGGGACACUUCACUAUCUCCAGGGACGAUGCCAAAAGCCAGCUGUAUCUGCAAAUGAACAGGCUCAAAGCUGAAGACACAGCUGUCUAUUACUGUGCUAGACACACAGUGAGAGGAAGGGUCACUAUUGCUCCAUCAAAGCAGAUUGAUCAUGGUGGAGGGGAAGGCAAACUACACCGGAUUUGUGAUGUCCACUCCACUGUCCAACUUGUGGAAUCUGGGCCAGGAAUAGUGAGCCCUGGAGGAUCCUUCAGAUUAACGUGCAAAGUGACGGGUGAUUCCAUCAAGAAGGUGUACUGGGAUUGGAUCCGCCAGGCUCCAGGAAAAGGAUUGGAAUGGGUGGGCCAGAUAGACUGGGAUGGCGUAACUGGAGGGACAGACUAUGCCUCAUCCCUCCAAAGCCGAACAACUUUGACUGCUGAUGAAUCCCGCAAUGAGUAUUAUUUGACAAUGAGUUCCCUGACAGCUGCAGACUCAGCCACAUAUUACUGUGCACGAGGUCCACAGUGA